AUGGUUCCAACUCCAGCUACCGCCGCCAAGGCCAAGACCCCUUCCCGACCCACCUUCACCGUCAUGGUCCGACGGGCCAUUGCCAACCUCAAGGAACGCAACGGUUCUUCCCGACAGGCCAUCGAGAAGUGGAUCAUCGCCAACUACGGCGUCGAGAAGGGUGGCCAUCACCUCCGACUUGCUCUCAAGAAGGGCGUUGAAGCCGGAACCCUCAUCCAGGCCAAGGGUGUUGGCGCCAACGGUUCCUUCAAGCUCAAGAAGGUCGCUGAGCCAAAGAAGCCCGCCAAGAAGGUGAUGAAGAAGAAGGCUCCCGCCAAGAAAGCCACCGCCACCAAGAAGAAGGUCACCAAGAAGGUGCCCAAGGUCUCCGCCGGCAAGAAGACCACCGCCACCAAGAAGGCCCCAGCCAAAAAGACUGUCGCCGCCAAGAAGCCAGCUGCCAAGAAAGCUGCUCCCGCUAAGAAGGUCGCCGCCAAGGCCAAGCCUGUCAAGAAGGCUAAGUAA
Oikopleura dioica is the source of this 504-nucleotide messenger RNA. NCBI's taxonomy places the organism in Eukaryota, Metazoa, Chordata, Appendicularia, Copelata, Oikopleuridae. The record is from the annotation of a GenBank genome assembly.